ACUUUAUUUGGUUAUUCUUUGGACAAAAUAACGUCUUCACUUUUUUGCAGUCACGACAAACAGGAACCCGACGACAUUGAGCAGUUACAGGAAGAAGGGGAAGUAGAGGAUCAGUCAGCUGGGACCAUUUCUGCUGUCCAACAGGCUGCGUUCUCUGACCACAAUGUCCAGUACCAGUUUUGCACAGACAAUAAUGGCGGGCAGGUGACAGACGACAACAUUGAUCCAUCCUCCGACGCCACUGCUGCUGUUAGCGUCGUCUCCGCCGCAGCAUUUGCAGGAGCACCUCAGGCUGUGAUCCAGAACCCUUUCAGUAACGUGGGCAGUCCUGUCGGGGAGACGGUAGCAGGAGAGACACGUUUUGCCUACUUUCCCGCCGCCGCUGUCACCGACGGGAGAGCCACAGCAGUGUCGGUGCAAACGACCUCUGAACCCACAAUCACACAGGGGGCAGGUCAGUUCUACGUAAUGAUGACCCCUCUUGAUGUGCUGCGGUCCGCAACUCAACGGAGCAUCGCACCGCGCACACACACUUACCCAGGAGACGUUGGUGGAAGCGAGAUGUUGCAGCAUGGCAGCACAAACUGGCGAGGAGAACUUUCACAUUCGAACCAAUGCUGCUGCGAUUCCCUCCCCUCAGUGUCAGCCCCGUUGUUUACAAAACAACACAAUACUGUAAUCGUACUGAGGUGUGAUGUGUUUGUCCCUGAGGUGUAUACAGUUGUGUUAUUGCAUGGCAUUUAACCAAAAUGUUGCAUUCUUAACGGGAUAUUGGCGUGCAUUUGGUGAGUGUCACUAAUCUUUAG
Syngnathus typhle (broad-nosed pipefish) is the source of this 806-nucleotide messenger RNA. RefSeq names its product upstream stimulatory factor 2-like. The record is from RefSeq and is a predicted model, not a curated record. NCBI's taxonomy places the organism in Eukaryota, Metazoa, Chordata, Actinopteri, Syngnathiformes, Syngnathidae. The annotation marks the transcript as partial. Gene Ontology annotation, molecular function: RNA polymerase II cis-regulatory region sequence-specific DNA binding; DNA-binding transcription factor activity, RNA polymerase II-specific. The transcript has 6 exons. Gene Ontology annotation, biological process: regulation of transcription by RNA polymerase II.